Messenger RNA from Ilex paraguariensis (yerba mate), 681 nucleotides. NCBI's taxonomy places the organism in Eukaryota, Viridiplantae, Streptophyta, Magnoliopsida, Aquifoliales, Aquifoliaceae. The record is from the annotation of a GenBank genome assembly.
AUGAAUGUAAUGGAUUGGAACAAAUCUUUAGUUAAAAAAACAGCUGACAAUGAGCAAACUCCACUUCAUUAUGCAGCACGGUUAGCCAGGUGGUAUAAUAUUGCAUCCCAGCUAUUAGAUGAGGAUAAUUCUGUCGCUUAUGUUAUAGAUAAUGACAAGAAUACAACUCUUCACCUAGCAGCUAUGACAGGUAAAAAUUGUAUAUUUGAAGAGGUCAAAUUACACACUCCUGAUUGUUGGAAAAUUGUGAAUGGUAAAAGACAAAAUAUACUUCACAUUGCAUUGGAGCAUGACAGGAAGUACACAGCUAAAUACAUCAUAGAAAACAACAGAGGAAUCAACACUCUUAUAACGGAGAAAGACGUUGAUGGCAACGCACCUUUCCAUUUGAUGGCUGCUUCUAACUGCUUAGUGGAUGGAAUCAUACAUCAUGAUAUGGUGGCUAAGAACGCCUUAAACAACAAAAACUUGACUCCGUUGGACAUGGUACCUAAUUAUGGCAGAGAUGUAGAGGACGCACUUAUAAACGCAGGUGCUACAUGGAGUUGGCGGAAAGAAAUGAGCAGAAGUCAGGACGAGAGAAAGAUAACCAUCACAAAGAAAGAUCGGAAAGCUGCAGAGAAGGAAAUACUGGUAGAAAAGAAGGAAAGACGAGCAAGAAAGAAGGAAAGACUAGCAUAG